Molecule: messenger RNA, 2134 nt
Organism: Cannabis sativa
Lineage: Eukaryota; Viridiplantae; Streptophyta; Magnoliopsida; Rosales; Cannabaceae
Product: protein CANDIDATE G-PROTEIN COUPLED RECEPTOR 7
Exons: 1
Coding region: 511-1833 (440 amino acids)
Biological process (GO): transport
Cellular component (GO): Golgi apparatus; membrane
Source: RefSeq, a predicted model, not a curated record
AUCCAAUUUGCUAUUAAAGCUAGAGUUGUAAAAGAUCAUGGUGUUUAUGUUGAACGUAUAAAAGACAUUAAAAAUAAAAACCUUUAAUACGCAAAUCAUAUGGGUACUACACAAAGAGAAGGAGAGAAGGUAAAAUGUUUGACUUACCGGAAUUAAUUUAAGUCUCCGACUCAGUCAAUAACCCUUUGACUUAAUCGAAUAGUUCAAAUGUACGAAAUUACAAUUCCACCCUCACAAUACAAACCCAUUAAUCACUUACCAAAUUACAAUACCCAAGCCCCAAAUCCAUAAUUUCACAAGAAGUGUAUAACAUUUUCCUUUUAAAAAAAAACCAGAAAUGGAAUUGAGUCGAUUUCGUUAAAGAUCAAAUUUUUACUAAACUCUUCAAUAAACCCCAUUCAUAAAGACCAAAGAAUUUCAUACAAAUUCAGAUCUGAGAUUGGUGAAGUUUCUUUCUCAGAAACCCUAAAAUCAUCAGAUCUGAGAAGAUCAGAGCUCAAUCAGACAAUCAUGGCGACUAAUUGGACUCAAUUCGCCUUCUUUCUUACGAUUACAAUGGCUUUUUUGUCACUCUGUUUCGCUGAAAUUCGAUUCUCCGAGAUGCGAAACGAGGUACGGUCAAUUGUCCCUUUAGACGAAUUUGGAUUCACACACAAGGGUCGUCUCGAGCUCAAUGUUUCGAAGAUCUCGAUUUCCGGUAAGAAUUCUGAGCCUAAUCUCGCUAAUGUCGGUUUCUUCCUCUGUACACGGGAAUCGUGGAAUCAUGUCUUCCAGCAGCUUGAAGAUGGUGAGAUCGAUUGUCCUCUCAGAUCUGAUAUGGUGAAAAAGGUUCUCACUUUCACUUCUCUCAAAACCCUAAAUGAUGGAAAUCUCGAUAUUUUGUAUAAUGAGACCGAUGCGGAUCAGUACACGCUUCUUUUCGCUAAUUGCAAUUCUGGAUCGACGGUCACGAUGAAUGUAAGGUCGGCGAUGUACAAUCUUGACGGAAAGGGCAAUGUCCGAGAUUACCUCUCCGCUGGUAAAACUGUUCUUCCUAGGGUUUACUUCCUAUUCUCGCUGUCUUACUUUAUUAUCGCUGGUCUUUGGAUUUAUGUGUUGUACAAGAAACGGCUCACUGUUUUUAGAAUCCAUUUCUUUAUGCUCGCUGUUGUAAUUCUCAAAGCUUUGAAUCUUCUUUGUGAGGCUGAAGACAAGAAGUAUAUUAAGCGUACUGGUAGUGCUCAUGGUUGGGAUGUGUUGUUUUAUAUAUUCAGUUUCUUAAAGGGUAUCACACUCUUUACAUUGAUUGUUUUGAUUGGGACUGGUUGGUCUUUCUUGAAACCUUACUUGCAAGACAAGGAAAAGAAGGUUUUGAUGAUUGUGAUUCCACUUCAGGUUGUAGCUAAUAUUGCGCAAGUUGUAAUUGAUGAGACAGGGCCAUUUGGGCAGGAUUGGUUCACUUGGAGACAGGUAUUUUUGCUCGUCGAUGUUGUUUGUUGUUGCGCGGUGUUGUUCCCUAUCGUUUGGUCGAUUAAGAACUUGCGCGAAGCUGCUAAAACUGAUGGCAAAGCUGCUGUUAAUUUGAUGAAGUUGACCCUUUUCAGACAGUAUUACAUUGUGGUUAUCUGUUACAUUUACUUCACUCGUGUUGUGUUCUUUGCUUUGGAAACUAUCACCUCUUACCGGUAUCUUUGGACUAGUGUAGUGGCUUCGGAGCUGGCCACUCUAGGUUUCUAUGUUUUUACUGGUUACAAGUUCAAGCCUGAGGCUCACAAUCCUUACUUUGUGAUUGAUGAUGAUGAAGAAGAGGCUGCCGCCGAAGCUUUGAAGCUUGAGGAUGAAUUUGAAUUGUAACUCGCCUCCAAGAUAGAAUUUUCGAUCAAUCGCAGAUGGGUCUUGCUCUAUCAGAUUAUUAUAGGCAUUAUUGAGAUACAACUGGUACUAUGUUUUUUUCUCCGUUCUAUGUUGUUGUUGACUAUAUCUUGUCUUUAAUUUUGAGUUAAUAGGAUAGCCUUCAUACUCUUGUGAAACUCUGUGAAUUGGAUAGUGCUGUGCUUAUGUUUGUGAAUUGGAUAGUAUGUACAAGUAGAAGUAGUGAGAUACUGAAUAAUUGGAAUUCAUUUUUGUGAUAAAUAUAUGCUUUUUUUCACCUGAA